This is a messenger RNA of Topomyia yanbarensis, 2692 nucleotides long. Its product is annotated as 1-acyl-sn-glycerol-3-phosphate acyltransferase alpha-like. Lineage: Eukaryota; Metazoa; Arthropoda; Insecta; Diptera; Culicidae. Gene Ontology annotation, biological process: phosphatidic acid biosynthetic process. The record is from RefSeq and is a predicted model, not a curated record. Gene Ontology annotation, molecular function: 1-acylglycerol-3-phosphate O-acyltransferase activity. The transcript has 3 exons. Gene Ontology annotation, cellular component: membrane; endoplasmic reticulum. Bases 269 to 1216 code for a protein of 315 amino acids.
UCUACCGCAGUAGGUGCUGGACAGUUUACUGGAGAGGUGUGUGCGCGCGCGAUCUGGUUAAUUUGAUCCGUUUUGAUGUUGUGCAGCUCGUGCAGCAUAAGUGAAAUAGUGAGCAGCGCACUUUUCCGUACAAAAGUUGCUUCUCUAAUUUCCGUAAAUUGAAAGUAUAUAGUUUCUAGAAAACAUAGAAAUAUUAAAAAGUGUUUUGUGUGAAUUCGACCAGAAUCAGUGUAUCCAUCGAAUGUAAUUUUCGUAGUGAAAACUAAAAAUGAUGGCGAGCUACUUCGAAAUUUGUCUCGUUUGCGGCAUCAUUCUGCUGCCCAUUUUCUAUGAAACGUCCCACAAAUUUCGCUACUAUUUCAAGUUUUUCGUGCUAUAUCUGAGUGUUAUCAUCAAUGCCAUAAUUUUGAUCCCUCCGAUGUGUUUCCGACCGAGGAAUGUACGCAAUCUAGUGUGGGCUGGAUCAUUCUGCAAACCUCUAUCUACACUGCUCGGCAUCAAAUGGGAACUGAGAGGGGCGGACAUCCUCUCACGAGAUGAAGCUUACGUCAUCGUGGCUAACCAUCAGAGUUCGUUGGACAUUUUAGGCAUGUUCGACUUUUGGCACGUUAUGGACAAGUGCACGGUAAUAGCCAAAAAGGAACUGCUCUAUAGCGGCCCAUUCGGUAUAGGUGCUUGGCUUGGUGGAUUAAUCUUUAUCGAUCGUAAAAACUCGGACAAAGCUCACGCGACUAUGAACGACUGUACCGACAUGCUGAAGGAGAAACGCGUCAAAUUGUGGGUAUUCCCGGAGGGUACCCGGAGAAAUACCAACGAGAUUCAUGAAUUUAAAAAGGGUGCAUUCCACGUGGCCGUUCGAGCCCAGUUACCAAUUAUGCCGGUGGUGUAUAGUUCGUACAAUACAUUUUUGGACGACAGAGCUAAAAUUCUUAACAAUGGUCACGUGAUCGUAACCGCACUGGAACCGAUCGAAACCAAGGGUCUAACCGCCGAUGACAUACCAGCGCUAGUGGAUAGGAUUCGAAAGGUGAUGCUUGAAACGUACAACGCUACCACGAAGGAGGUCGAAAGCCGAUACAGCGCCAAUGGCAAUGGAUCGUUGAGAAGUUCCAAGCUGAGACUGCGUUGUAUCGAUGACUUCAUCAGGCCUAAACUGCCUAUGGCCAACAACAAUUCGCCAACCAGGCAGAGCGGUGUCCAUCGGAGGAAGGAUUAAUACGUCUGAAUGUUUAGAAGUCGUUUGUGUGAUAUUAUAUUUUUUUGAGUGAACGUUCCCUCUGAGAGAGGAACACAGUAUUCCUCCAUAACAGAAGACUAGCUAGAUAGCCUAGGACAGCUACAGCGCUUGUUACAUGCAAUUUUAUAAUUAGUAAAUAUUUAAUCCGAAUGUUUUGUAAAGUUUUUAAACUAUUAAAUAACACAUUUAUAUGCACGCUUGUGGAAACGAACGGUAAGGUUAGCAUUUUGAAAUAUACGGGUGAAAUCUUAAUGUGGAUAUGUGCCAUUUAAAAGAUCGGUCAUUGCACUACUGUCUCAUUUAUCUGCAAUUCAAUAUUAAUAACUUAACCGCGUAGGUCAGCCAUGUGUACAGCUUUAAUCGUUUGUGAAACUGUGUUUCCAGCAUUCACAAAUUCACAAAGUUAACGUAAUGUAUGAUUUUAAAUCGUCAGAUAUGCGAAUUUAACUAGUAUGAAAUUAAGUUCGAUCGGAUGGUAGGUUGUUCCCUUGAACAUGGUUAGAAAAACCAAUAUGUGAAAUACCCUUUACUCUCUUUAGUAGCUUAAGACGUACGAAACUGUACAUCACUCAAAUGAUAAAUGAGUGGCAUGAGAUCCAUGGAUAACAACUAGGUUUGUUGCAGUUUAAGGAUAACCUGGUUGUACAUCGGAGUAAAUAGCGAGAAAGUUGUUCCUGUUGUUUGAUAUUUCUAUUUUUUCUUUUGGUAGUAAACAGGGGCAAGCUGUUGUUUGCUCUUGCUAGGAGCAAGUUGUGUACUGGAACAAACCUACUGUCUUCAACCAGGAGACAUUUUUAAUUGACUUGAAUUCUCUGUGAGUGUCAGAAAGCAUCAUCUAGAUCGAAAGAUUUUUUGGAAUAACAGUGGGAGAGUAAUAUUGUAGCAGCUGUGAUGAAAUAAUGCAAGAUUUCAAUAGAAGAACCGUGUAAACUACAUCCAUUUUUUUAAAAAUAAAGAAAACAGCUGGCGAUAGUGUAAAAGUAACACUAAAACGAGACUUCAACGAAAGCCGAUAAACAAGCAGCUUAGUCAAAGGAAACAAAGUCGUUACUAUCAAAUACUCAUCCUUAAAGUAUGUGUUGAAAACUCUUACGUCGAAUUAUUGAUAUUAAUUUAUAUGAGACCAGGAGAAACAGUUUAUUGUAAAAUUUUGAUUUAUAUUUUUGUUCUGAAUUUGAAUUGAAUGUUAUUUUCUUGGUAAAAGAGAUGCCAACAUAAAAUUCAGUCGUCUUUCUGGUGAACAAUUAGCAGCCAAUCGCAACUACCCGUGACUCAUAAGUAUGCAAUUCAGUUGUAAUGAAGAUAUUAUAAUUUAAGAUAUUGUAUUCAAGAAAUCAUGAUAUUUACGAGGAGGAAAGUGUCAUAUAUGUAUGUAAACCUGUAAAAUAUUUGUAUAACAGUUUCACUAUACUGUAUUAUAACCUUGUAUUGAAAUAGCAUUCCUUGUACACAUUA